Molecule: messenger RNA, 2931 nt
Organism: Paramuricea clavata
Lineage: Eukaryota; Metazoa; Cnidaria; Anthozoa; Malacalcyonacea; Plexauridae
Source: the annotation of a GenBank genome assembly
AUGGUAUCAGGAGGAUGGGACAAACGUAUGCUUGUCAGAGAUGUGACCACCGGACAAAUCUUGGUAAUUUCAUAUUCACUAAAUAAUAUAUCAAUAAUAUAUACACAAAUGGUAAAACAAAGGCAUAAAAACAAUGUACCGGGUACUAAUUUAUAGGCAGGGGCAAAACAGCUAUCUAGACCAUCCUAUAAUCCCUUGAUGGAAAAAGGGUCAUGACUAUCAACAUUUUCACAAGCAUGAGAGAAUUAAUACUCCUUUUUGAGGAUUUGCUCAUCUUUGCAUCUCUAGAUCGUCAGAAAUGGCAUUCUCAGAGUCUUCUCUACCUCUCUUUUCUUAGACUCAUUCAUUAUGAUUUGUCAACUAGUAUAUGCUAUCUGUGAGUCAGGAUGGAUUAUAAUAAUUAACAUGGUCAAUCAGCACAAUUUAUUUUAAAAUUCAAUUAUUUGGGGCAUGGGGGUUGAAAGCUCUUCCGGCCCCCCCUCUAUAAUUAGUGUUGGGGGGGGGGGGGCUGCUUCCUAUGUCCACACUGUGGUCACUAACCCCACCCCCCUGUAUGCUUUGUACACUUGUUAAAAUAUUGGUACAAUUAUAGAUGACCCCUGGCCCUAAAAUCGUGUACCUAUUUAAUUGGAGGAGGUAAUGUGGUUUUAAUUUUCUUCAGUGGCAGGCAAGUCAUGAAGGAGUUCUAACAAGCUGUAAUUAUUCAAGUGAUGGCAAGUACAUUGUAAGUGGUGGUGAUAUGGAUUUCUCUAUCAGUAUAUGGGAUGCCAAGGAUGGAGUCCUCAUAAGAAAACUAAAAUGUAGGUAUAUUAAUUUAAAGAGAUAAAAUUGGGAGUGGUUGUGGGGCGCAAAUAUAUAGACCCUCUGGCCGAAUCCAACAGGUCUAAAAUAUUAACACCUUUUUGGAUAGAUAAUACAAAUACCAUAACAAGCUGCAAGUUUUCACAAAAUCAACAUCGACUCACAGUGACAUCCAUGGACCAAACAACCAGAGUGAUUGAUAUGUCAAUGUACAAGGAUGAAUACACUGCCAGUUUGACCCUCAGGUAUGAGCGAAUCAGGAAUUUCAUCUUGGUACACAUAAACUCCUACUCAAAUUGAGAAUCAACCCAAUAACCCACAAUGCACCCUGUACUUAUUUUUUUACUUGUCCAAUGCCAGACGACUUUACUCAUCAAUGGGGAAGCUCUGCAGCUUAAUAGGUUAAGACACAAUGCACCACAUUUUGUUAGCUUAGGGCCACUUUCCAGUUGAGUGUUUUUCAUAGGUGCAUGCAAGGAGGAUAUGGCUAUCAAUACAAUUACAUUAAAUGAAUCCUACUUUUUUCGAGUGGUCAAAUGGCCCUAAUUACAUGCGUUCAACUCAAUAAUAGUCAAAGUCCGUCACAAUCACAAAAAUAAGGCUCAAUCUAUAGUCAAGGUGUGCAUACUUUCUGAAAGGGUGUAUUGGUGCAUUAAUGUUUUAUUAAUUAUAUAGAGGGCAUGGCAAUGUCAUAUCAGAUGCAUCAUUUUCAAAUGAUGAAAGAAUAUUGGCCACAGCUUCCUGGGACAAGAACAUUCAGUUAUGGGAUGUCUCAUCAGGAACAUACAGGUAAAUUGUACUGUGGUUAAUUAAACAGUAUAUUUUGCACAGGUGAAGUUAGUUCUCAUGCAUGCAUAAUGCUUGAUAUGGCCCUAAGGGUUGUUGCUUUUAUAGUACUUUUCAAUCUUACAUUUCAGAAAAACGGGACCAGUCACACUCAAAAAAGGUCAUGAAGGCUCUGUCAGUUCUUGCUGUUUCAGUACAGAUGGUAUGUCUUUGGCGUAGAUACCCAUGUAGGCAUGAAUUGUUUUAAAAUUUGAUGCACUUUUCCAUUCCAGAUAAAAUGUUAGUGUCAUCAUCAUUUGAUCAAAAUCUUGUGGUUUGGGAUGUUGCAAAUUCAGUCCAGAAGUUCUCACUUAAGGUAUUUAGUUGUUGUAUUCACCAAGGAGAGAGAGUAGUAAUGGCCACGCCUUAGUGGUUCAAACCAUUGAUCUAUUUUUUAUGUGUUGGUUCCAGGGUCACAAUGGUUGGGUAAAUGAUGCUGCAUUUAGUAAAGAUCAGAAGUGGGUCCUUUCGUGUUCACAGGUUUGUUUUAUAAAUGAUGAAGCAGAAAUAUAAAUUAUUGUAUCUGUGCACAAGAAUUACAUACCUUUACAUAAGUAUACAGAUUGUCUACAAAUCUGAUUUAUCACAGGGUGUUAGCCAGAAGUAAAAAAAUCAGCGUUUAAUUGCAAUUGGGAAAAAGUAACUGAAUAUUUAUAAUAGAACUAUUUUUUGGCUGACCUAAGUUGGGAAAUUGCGACCUGAAUGUAAUUGGGAAAACCGCAUUUAACACCGAAUUUUUGACUGUAGCUAACACCCUGUAUCAGUAUAUCUAAUAAUUUACUUGGGGCUAAAAGAAAUCUGUAUGUUUUAAAUUUGAUUUUCAUAUAGGAUAAAACUAUCCGACUAUGGAACAUUAAAAAUCUGGAUGAUCUGCCAGUUGUUUUGGAACAUAAGAAGAACAUGGGAUUGAGAAUAAUCAAGGUUUGUCCUGUAGCCACGAUUUUUGCGUUUCACUUGUGCAAACAUUUUUAAUUAAACUUUGCUCAAAAUAAUUGUUUUGAGAUGCUAUAUAUACAUGACGUGCAUUUGCCAUCACUGACUUUUUAUUCUGAUUUGUCAUUAGCAUGUAUCUGUAUCAAACAGGCUACUGUUCAUCAGCAGCUAUUUUUGCUCUUGCAGAACGAGAUUAUAAAUUAAGUGUCAGAGUAUUUGUCUCUUUCUCUUGUUAUCUUUAAAUACACUGCAUAUUUUCCUCUUAUAUAGUGUCAAAAAUGUGAGAAGCAAUUUUCUAUCACUCAAGUUGACAAUGCUGAGAAGAAGAAACUCUGUGUGUUUUGCAGACUCAAGACAAGAACUUUGCCAUGA